AUGGAAUACUCGCAAGAGCAACUGAACUACUUCAGACUCUGCUACAUAGCAUUUGAUUUGAUUCCAGUGGAACUGCGGCACAUUUUCAAAACCGAAUGGGAUUUCCUUUAUAAAGCAACGUUAACUGGAGAAUGGAAAGACACGGCACAAAAUGGUCAUGAUUUCUACAACAAAGAAUCUAAAGCAGGUCACAAGAAAAACGCCCGAUAUCUGGCAAUAAUCCACAAUGGUGACACGGCAGAGUGGGACUGUACCUGUUUGUUUUUUGCCAUCCUGUACUCGGACAGCAUUGGUAAAACCUUAAGCCCAGCUGUCCGUAAAGAGGUCGAUGAUAUUCGUCAGGUGCGAAACGAGAUCGCUCAUAUCACCGAGGCUAAGUUGACAGAUGCCGACUUCCAAACUUCUGUAGACAGACUGUUAAACGCUUUUACAUCCCUUGGUCUGGCUAUAACUGAGAUUCAAGAAAUAAAGAACCAGACGACCUUUCCGACGAAGGAAGUAGAAAAAAUUAAGAAGCAAGUUCGUGAUCUCCAAGUCGAGUUAGAUCAGACAAAAAGCACUCUUCAAAGUACAGAAGCUGCCCUAGUUUCAGUAAAAGAAGAAAACAAAUGUCUCACACAGGAAGUAGGUGCGAAACUUCAACCAUUUUGCAUUCUCGCAUCGCGCCCACCACAUGAUAUCAUCAGCCGCUCGCAUGACAUUGAAAGAAUCACUAACAAAAUGAAGGAACUUAACAAUGGCUCUAGCGGAACAGUUAGUACAGUUUAUUUGUCAGGGAAUCCAGGAUGUGGCAAGAGCCAACUUGCCCGGGAAAUUGGACGACAGUUCUUUUCUGAACAAAACGGUGAUAUUAUCUUUGCUGCGACACUGAACACAGAAAGCAUUGAGACACUUGUUGACUCUUACCUCACCCUUGGAAGACACCUAGAGAUAACAGAAUACGCGUUGAAAGGCUUAGAAUCGUUAAAAGAAGAGAAACCUCAUGAAGCAAUUAAACAGCUCCAUCGCUUGAUUUUGCCGAAGACCAGCAAGUUUACCAAAUGGUUGAUAAUAGCAGACAAUGUGAUUGACUUACGCUUAGUCCGCGACUUGCUUCCUCAAACUGGCAGUAAGGAAUGGGGCCAUGGGCAAGUGCUGAUUACCACUCAAGAUAGUGGUACAGUUCCUCAAAACGCUCCUCACACGCAUCAUGAAUCGUUAAGCAAAGGAAUGAGGCGAAACGAGGCAGUGGAAUUGCUGGAAAAAGUAUCGCAAAUUUCAGAGCGAGUACAAGCAGAAAAGGUCGCUGAACUACUCGAUUUUCAGCCACUGGCCUUAGCUGCCGCUGCUUAUUACGUGCAAACUGUUGUGACCAGUGGGUCUUCAAAUUAUGAUUGGAAAGCAUACCUUCAAGACGUAUCAACAUACAGUCAACGUAAAGAGGCGGAAACUGUCCUUGCUAAUGAGAGUUCAGCCUACGCUAAAACAACAAUGGCCGCAGUAGAAAUGGCUAUCCGAAGAGCUGUUGAAACAGACGAGGUUCUUCGUCAUACAUUCUCUUUUCUUUCGCUCUGCGCUAACGACGACCUACCACUCGAAACUGUUUUAAAGUUCGUCAAAGCCCAAGUAAAAGACCAACUAGAGGUUUUAAUGAGGGCAAAGAUUGUUAGGUCCUCUUUAAGUCUUGUUCAUUCCGAAGAAGGGGGUGAACGAACUUAUUUACGUUUACAUAAAGUGGUGCAUGAAGCUUUGAAACGAGGCGAGAUAGUAAACCUGAAAUCAUGUGAGAGUGACCACACCAUGGCAGAAGCCUUGAAGAUUUUCAAGUCCCAACUCGAAGAAAAUAGAAAGAACUAUGCGUUUUGUAAAAAAUUGAGGCCCCACUGUGAAUCUUUACUUAAGCAGAUGACGUCAGAGUUUAGUUCGAACCAAAACACUCUUUUAGAAACGUUUACGCCCUUCGUAGAUUUGGAUACAGUUAUUGAUUGGCUACAUACUCUCACAAGUGUCUGUCUAGAAAGCUCCUACUUAGUCUUUGCGAAAAAUGUGGUCGACCUAGCUUACAACCUACUAGAGAACGAAGACAACACUCCUACGGGUGUGUUAAUUCGUAAAGGAAGGAUUUUUAGCAUAAGUGGCGUGGUGUACCGCCGCCUUGGGGAAUACAAUCGAGCCAACGAACUUCACGAAAAAGCUCUGAUGAUUCGCAAAAGGAUUUUUGGAGAAGAUCAUGCCGAUGUAGCAUCAAGUUAUAACAACUUGGCAACAGUGUUUAACCACCUGGGAGAAAGCGAUCAAGCCAAACACCUCCACGAAAAAGCACUGAUGAUUCGCAAAAAGAUUCUUGGUGAAGAUCAUGCCGAUGUAGGAGAGAGUUAUAACAACUUGGCAGCAGUGUACCACCGCCUGGGAGAAUACAAUCAAGCCAAAGAACUUUACGAAAAGGCAGUGUCGAUUAGGAAACGAAUUUUCGGUGAAGAUGAUCUGAAGGUAGCAAUAAGUUAUAGCAACUUGGCAGCAGUGUACUACGGCCUGGGAGAAUACAAUCAAGCCAAAGAACUUUACGAAAAAGCACUGAUGAUUCGCACAAGGAUUUUUGGUGAAGAUCAUGCAGAUGUAGGAGAGAGUUAUAACAACUUGGCAUUAGUAUACGACAGCCUGAAAGAAUACAAUCAAGCCAAAGAACUUUACGAAAAGGCACUGAUGAUUCGCAAAAGGAUUUUUGGUGAAGAUCAUGCCGUUGUAGCAUCAAGUUAUAACAACUUGGCAGCAGUGUACGACAGCCUGAAAGAAUACAAUCAAGUCAAGAAACAUUACGAAAAGGCACUGAUGAUUCGCAAAAGGAUUUUUGGUGAAGAUCAUGCCGAUGUAGCAUCAAGUUAUAACAACUUGGCAGCAGUGUUUAACCGCCUGGGAGAAAGCAAUCAAGCCAAACACCUCCACGAAAAAGCACUGAUGAUUCGCAAAAAGAUUCUUGGUGAAGAUCAUGCCGAUGUAGGAGAGAGUUAUAACAACUUGGCAGCAGUGUACCACCGCCUGGGAGAAUACAAUCAAGCCAAAGAACUUUACGAAAAGGCAGUGUCGAUUAGGAAACGAAUUUUCGGUGAAGAUGAUCUGAAGGUAGCAAUAAGUUAUAGCAACUUGGCAGCAGUGUACUACGGCCUGGGAGAAUACAAUCAAGCCAAAGAACUUUACGAAAAAGCACUGAUGAUUCGCACAAGGAUUUUUGGUGAAGAUCAUGCAGAUGUAGGAGAGAGUUAUAACAACUUGGCAUUAGUAUACGACAGCCUGAAGGAAUACAAUCAAGCCAAAGAACUUUACGAAAAGGCACUGAUGAUUCGCAAAAGGAUUUUUGGUGAAGAUCAUGUGUACGUAGAAGUAGUUCGUAGUCAGUUGGCAUUAGUAAACAAACACCUUGGAAGCAGUCGAGCUAAUUAUCGGCACGCGAAAGCAAUUUGUUUGAUCCUAUGA
Porites evermanni is the source of this 3450-nucleotide messenger RNA. NCBI's taxonomy places the organism in Eukaryota, Metazoa, Cnidaria, Anthozoa, Scleractinia, Poritidae. The record is from the annotation of a GenBank genome assembly.